AUGCCUAAGAACCCAAAGUUUGAAUAUGAUGCAAAGCAGCCUGCGUUCCUCCAGAAACUCCGGGGCCAGUAUGGAGACAACACCGGUCGCUUGGAGCGACCUGCCUUACGACCGACCAGACUCAAAGUCAAUAAUGACGACGAUGAUGACGAGCCUACCUACAUCGAUGAAGACAGCAACGAAGUGAUUUCCAAAGAGGAAUACAAGGCAAUGGUUGGUGAAAGUGGCCCAAAAGAAGAGGGGGAGGCCGGAGACUCAGCGAUGGACAACUCCACUGGCGAUCAUGUGAAAUCCCAAACAGAAGCUUCCAUCAGCAAACAGAAUAAUCUCACUGAGAUUGGGGGUCAGAGGAAACGAAAACAGGCCAAGGUGGUGGGUGAGGACAAGGCCGAAGCUAAAGAAGUCCAGCCCAAGGCGGCUUCGAAGAAAUCUAAGAAGCCUAAGAAGAUCAAGCUAUCCUUCGACGAGGAAUGA
Messenger RNA from Penicillium digitatum Pd1, 474 nucleotides. Its product is annotated as DUF4604 domain-containing protein. Lineage: Eukaryota; Fungi; Ascomycota; Eurotiomycetes; Eurotiales; Aspergillaceae. The record is from RefSeq and is a predicted model, not a curated record.